Lagenorhynchus albirostris (white-beaked dolphin) is the source of this 1322-nucleotide messenger RNA. RefSeq names its product adrenoceptor beta 3 (gene ADRB3). Gene Ontology annotation, molecular function: beta3-adrenergic receptor activity; norepinephrine binding; epinephrine binding. Gene Ontology annotation, biological process: adenylate cyclase-activating adrenergic receptor signaling pathway; norepinephrine-epinephrine-mediated vasodilation involved in regulation of systemic arterial blood pressure. Gene Ontology annotation, cellular component: membrane. Lineage: Eukaryota; Metazoa; Chordata; Mammalia; Artiodactyla; Delphinidae. The record is from RefSeq and is a predicted model, not a curated record.
GGGGGCAGGCUGUGCGUUCUCGCGGGUCGACUGGGGAGGAUGGCCCAGGCCGGGGGAAUCGCUCCCACGGCCCGCUGCCCCGUCCCCUGAGCCGUGUAAGCUGCGAGACCCCUUCCCUCUUUCCCUCCCGCCCCGCGCGCGACGCGGGAAUGGCUCCCUGGCCGCACGGGAACAGCCCUCUGGCCCCGUGGCCAGAUGUCCUCACCCGGGCGCCCAAUACUGCCAACGCGAGCGGGCUGCCCGGGGUGCCGUGGGCGGUGGCACGCGGGGCUCUGUUGGCGCUGGCGGUGCUGGCCACCGUGGGGGGCAACCUGCUGGUAAUCGUGGCCAUCGCCCGGACGCCGAGACUCCAGACCAUGACCGACGUGUUCGUGACUUCGCUGGCCACAGCCGACCUGGUGGUGGGGUUCCUGGUAGUGCCGCGGGGGGCCACGUUGGCGCUGACCGGCCACUGGCCCCUGGGCGCCACCGGUUGCGAGCUGUGGACCUCGGUGGACAUGCUGUGUGUGACCGUCAGCAUGGAAACCCUGUGCGCCCUGGCGGUGGACCGCUACCUGGCCGUGACCGACCCGCUGUGCUACGGCGCGCUGGUCACCAAACGCCGAACCCGGGCAGCAGUGGUCCCGGUGUGGGUCGUGUCCGCCUUGGUGUCGUUUGCGCCCAUCAUGAGCAAAUGGUGGCGCGUCGGGGCCGACGCCGAGGCGCAGCGUUGCCACUGCAAUCCGCGCUGCUGCACCUUCGCCUCCAACAUGCCCUACGCGCCGCUCUCCUCCGUCUCCUUCUACUUUCCGCUCCUGGUGAUGCUCUUCGUCUACGCGCGAGUUUUCGCGGUGGCUACGCGCCAGCUGCGCUUUCUGCUCCGGGAGCUGGGCCGCUUCCCGCCAGAGGAGUCUCCGCGGGCUCGGUCUUGCUCCCUGUGCCCCGCCCCGGCGGGGCCGUGCGCCUGGCCCGCAGGGGUGCCCUCCUACGGUCGGUGGCCGGCGCGCCUUCUGCCUCUGCGGGAACACCGCGCCCUGCUCACCUUGGGGCUCAUCAUGGGAAACUUCACUCUCUGCUGGUUGCCCUUCUUUGUAGUCAACGUGCUGCGCGCCCUCGGGGGCCCCUCUCUAGUGCCCGGCCCCGCUUUCCUCGCCCUUAACUGUCUAGGCUAUGCCAACUCUGCCUUCAACCCGCUCAUCUACUGCCGCAGCCUUGUCUUUCGCAGCGCCUUCCGCCACCUGCUGGGCCGCUGUCGGCCGGAGGAGCACCCUGCCGCCGCCUCCGCCCCCGCGGCCCUGACCAGCCCCGCAGAAUCCAGGCAGCGCCCACCGCUCGACUGGUAG